AUGUUGCAGGUUAAUGGUAUGAUAGCUGCAAGUUUCCUGAUGUCAUCCUUGGACUUACAUGCAGAUGAUCGCGACAAAGAUGUGCUAAGCAUCGGCGUUUUAGGUGGAUUUUUUGAAACGGGUCUACAUAAUGUCAAACCUCAUGUAGACAUUACUGCUGUCGAACGCGACUUGACCGUCUUGGAGGCUGCAAAUAAGUGGUUCGCACUCAAGCCCUCGAAAAAUCUGCAUCUACUCGCUCAAAAUAGCUCGAAUUUAUGGAAGAUGCUGCAAGAAGAGGUAUUUCUUAUCAAUUCAGGUCGGAAGUUCGAACGUUAUUGGCAAUUCAAUGAUUGUCGAAAGGGAUUUUUGCCCGGCCGCACCGUUUCAAACUCUGGAGGCUGUGAGAUUGAUCAAGAGCGUUCUGGAACCUACAGGUACACUGGUGCUUUACGUGGAUCACAUAACAGAUGCAGACAAAUACAGGUGGAAAGCGGUGUGCGUGGCUAUGUUUUGCUGUACGUAGGCUUAUGCUAG
Cooperia oncophora is the source of this 516-nucleotide messenger RNA. Lineage: Eukaryota; Metazoa; Nematoda; Chromadorea; Rhabditida; Trichostrongylidae. The record is from the annotation of a GenBank genome assembly.